Quercus lobata is the source of this 1323-nucleotide messenger RNA. RefSeq names its product stemmadenine O-acetyltransferase-like. The transcript has 2 exons. Lineage: Eukaryota; Viridiplantae; Streptophyta; Magnoliopsida; Fagales; Fagaceae. The coding region runs from base 1 to 1323 and encodes 440 amino acids. The record is from RefSeq and is a predicted model, not a curated record.
AUGAAGCUUGAAGUCCAAGUUAUCUCAAAGGACACUGUCAAACCUUCAUCUCCAACCCUUCAACAUCUCCACCACUACCAGCUUUCCUUCCUCGGUCAACUUCAACCUCUAGUUUUCAUGCCCCUGGUUUUCUGCUACCUAAAUUACAAUGAAGCUAAUCAUAGCAAUGUAGAACAAAGUGACAGGAUUAAGAAAUCCUUAGCAGAUGCUUUAACCCGAUUCCACAUGCUAGCAAGACGGGUUAAGGACAAUCUUUGUAUAGAUUGCAAUGAUGAGGGCGUCCACUACGUGGAAGCCAAGGUUAAGUGCAGUCUUUCCGAAUUUCUUGUGAGUCCAACCCCUUGUGAGCUCAAUAUGUUUCUUCCAUUUGAAUUGGCCGAGGUUAAUGAGUUACCUACAUCAAUCCAAGUCACCUUCUUCAACUGUGGUGGUCUUACGAUUGGUAUACUAAUGUCCUACAGAAUUAUAGAUGCCUUAUCUUUCAUCUUGUUUCUCAAGAGUUGGUCUGCUAUUGCAUGUGGUGAUGGCAACAUAGUGAGUCCUCCAAUGGAUUCUGCCAAGCUAUUCCCACCACAAGAUUUAUCUGGCUUCAAUCCGAAUAUUGGGAUUGUUAGGUUUGUCUUUGAUGCAUCAGCUAUAGCAGAAAUUAGAGGCAAAUGCAGUUCUGACGACAAGAGCAUUGAAUAUUCACGUUCGACGAGCGUUGAGGCCUUAUCCGCUUUCAUAUGGAGCCGCUUCAUGGCUGCUACUCAACCAAAACCAGACCCAAAUAAGAUCUACAGUAUUAUUCAUGCUGUGAACUUGCGAACCAAGACAGACCCGCCUCUUCCAUAUGAUUACUUUGGUAAUAUUUGUCGGAUUGCUAUGUCAGUACCAUCGAGAGACAUCGAGGAGGGCUUUCAUGGCAUUAUUAAACCAAUAAGAGAAGCGAUUAAGAAAAUCGAUGGGAAUUUUGUUAAAAUGCUCCAAAAAGGUGAUUUGUACUUAAAAUAUGUCAAAGAGAACUCCUCUAUCUUCCAAAAAGGGGAGCUGCUUACGCUUUCCUUCACCAGCUUGUGCAAGUUUCCUCUCUAUGAGGUUGAUUUUGGGUGGGGGAAACCUGCAUGGGUUAGCUCAUCUAAAUUAACGUUCAAGAAUUUAGUUAGUUUCAUUGACACUAAAUCGGGGGAUGGAAUAGAGGCAUGGUUUAACUUGAAAGAGGAAGAUAUGGCUAAAUUAGAAACCGAUAAGGAGCUCCUUGCCUAUGUUUCUCCAUUGAAUCUCGUCUGGGAAAAAACGGCUUCUACUAUUCUUUUCUUUUCUGUUAUUUGUUUUCCUCAUUGA